Molecule: messenger RNA, 3102 nt
Organism: Sycon ciliatum
Lineage: Eukaryota; Metazoa; Porifera; Calcarea; Leucosolenida; Sycettidae
Exons: 3
Coding region: 217-2139 (640 amino acids)
Molecular function (GO): calcium ion binding
Source: RefSeq, a predicted model, not a curated record
AUCCUGCUACGACCGUGGGGCCUUCCCGCUUGGGAGAUCACAAGCUAGGCUGGCGGCAUUUUACUGCAAAGUCAACGUACAGUGCAUAGCUCUAGCGUUGUCGCAGAUACAUGAAGUAGCGCUGUGCACCUAGUAACUUGUGAAAUCAACACGUCGUUGAGGAACACCGUCUUUGCUUUGCCCACGUUGUCUCAACUCCUGAGUAUUACUGCCGUUAUGAUGAGGAUCUCUACAGCACUUAUGCCUUUAUUCUCGAUUGUUUGCACUCUGGUAUCUGCCACCGAAAUCAGUCCCGCAUGUAAACCAUCGAAUGUGCAGAAUGUUCAAGUAAGGGAGUCGAGUAAAGGACAACUCAGUGUUGCAUUGAAACCGUCUAAUGAGGUAGAUGUUGUUGCAGAUACAAUUAUUGGACGGAGGUGGUCAAAUCUUACCUUUGAAGCUCAAUGCAGGGCCUUCAUCACAUCUAUCACUCUGAGAACUAUCGGCGGUUGUACUGUAAAAGUAGAGAGAAAAUAUCACGGUUUUGAGGUUUCCACAACCAUAUUCCAGAAAUCCUCGUCGCAGUGUGGAUUACGAACAUUUCAGGACUCAAUCUACGAAACUCAGAGCCCUGUUGCAUUGUAUGAAGGUGAUCGUCCAGUUCAGAUUAGAAUCUUGGUGAAUAGCAAUACAAGAUGCGCAGGACGGUGCCGAGUCAAAGUAGACCGUCUUCCAAUGGCGGGUUACUUACCCGUAAUGAUCAUCCAGGCUCAUGAUGCUGACGAAUGCGCUAAUCAAAAUAAUUUCUGUCAUGCGCCAGAAAUUUGCCAAAAUACGCUGGGCGGAUUCCAAUGCAGCUCUUCACCAAAACCGACUUCUCGGGCAUUUGCCUCCACUUCCCCCACUCUUCGGAUGACAACAGGUUCAAUAACAUCAACUCCGUGGUCUGGUACUCUACGCACGUAUUUGACAAGCAACAAGUCCUCAAAACUGAAUACAGGCUCAACUAGCAGUACCGUAUUGACAUAUGCAACGGAGGUCCCUCUCAUCACAGCGUUCACUCAACCCUCAGUGCAAGCAUCCGCUCUCGUGCCAAUACUAAUCGCCAUAUUUGCAGUUUUGAUACUGCUGACGUGCUGCUGUUCUGUGAUAUCGUUCUAUUUGCUACGCUCGGGCAAGAUAUUACCAUACUCUACGUCAAACUUGGUUACAUACAUUCGAAGAGUUCACUCUCAAGGCGCUAGGCCCUCAGAGAGGCCAGCCGCAAGCAAUUGGGAUGACGGGAUGAGGCGCGAAUCGCAGCUCUCCAAUGUCUCUAUUCGUACAACAGAAGCGACUGAAGAGGCUGUAGCAUAUUCUGCCUCAGGCCCUGCUGGUCCAGUGACCUCUCGUCGCCUUUCCACCAAAUACAGGUUUGAGGAUUCCUGCGCCAGCGUGUCAAAAACAAUCGGAGCAACUGAAGAAGUACAGACGUGUUCUUCAACAUUUCAAAGCACUGCCAAGCAUGCGGAUGACCUAAGAGGUAGGAGUAAAAUGGAAGGGCAACAACUCAAGCAUGAUGAAGUUUUGAUCGGCGGAAAGGCUGCACAGUCUCCAAACAAACCACCCCACCUCAACAUCUCUCGUGUAAGUCUGCACACACGAAAUGCCACGGUGGGACACGCUUCGGCGGAGAAGAAUGAAAGCGAAGAUGCAGUGUUGGAUAUCUAUGCAAUGCCAAUGGAAAAGAAUCCGGCCUACGAGAUGGCAAUGGCUAAAGAGGUUGGCGCAACUGGCAACACGGAAGACGGACCAGCAAGUACGAUGGCAUCCACAGGUGAGAGUGCUGCGCUCCCAGGAUCAGACCUGCCAUCGAAGAGCACGCGCGUCCCUCGGCCUGCCGCCUCGACUACUCAAAAAGUAGGUCACCCAGAUGACGUCAUCUCCAGUCAGCCAAUCUACACAGCGCCAGACAAGUUGCAGUUCGCGUGCAAGGAUGCGUCAGCGGGAGCAACUGGCGUAGGGUUAGGUCCACAGCCGGCGGGCACGGUUAUCUACGAUAAAGUCAUAUUGAAAGUGAACAUUGGUGGAAAUCCAAGUUCAGCUGACAACAUUAAUUCCGCGCUAGAACCCACAAUUUACGCAGGAGUUAAGAAUCUAUCCAAAGCAAGGUCAGAGUAACUUCGGCCACCAUUUGAGCUCUCUCUUCCAGUAGCUGGUAUGUUCCUACUCGCCUAAAGUCACCGUUAGAACAAUCUCCAUCUAGGUCUAAAAGUUCAGCCUUCAGAACGCAUAUUGCGGCUUGUUUGUAAAUUAGCAUCUUCCAUUUCUUGUUAGUGCCUUAGAGGAUUCACACAGGACGAAUUACAUUGUUGCUAAAUAUAGGACUGCCGUUCUUGAACCACCUGCAUUUUUUUACUUCGUUUCUCCCCCCUUUUUCUCCCCCUCCCACCCCUAUGACCGCUAUGCAAACAAUUCCAAAGUACAGACUAGUCUAAUGCAUGAUUUAACAAAGCAUACUGCGACCCAAUUUCUUCCUUUUCAGCCGCUAGAAUUGAACAGCACACAACCAUUCUAACUUACUCUGUCUGCAAUCUGAAAUUUGUAUUCGCAUCUAUGUGUACUUAUGGAAUCUUGUCUGAUUGGCUGGUGAGUAAAACAUGCAUAUAUUACUGAAGUAGUAUGCUCCAUGGCAAUUGAUGGCACUUUAUGUGUUGCUCGCUGGCUGAUUCGAGAUGACAAUGGAUUUCCAAUUAAAUUGCCAAUAUGUAUUCGUAGGCGUAAACAUUUCAGCUUGAUAACUAACCAUUGUUUUGCUUUGUGUCUGAUUCCAGGUGUAGACUAAGCCAAUGUGGUUUGACCUUUUUUUCAAAACCAGCCUCUUAUCUCGUUCAUAAUGCGCCUUCCUGUCGCGCAUCCAGUACUUUUCAUGAUUCAUUCAGAAUUCUUUUCACUGGCUUACAUGUUCACUUCUUUCCAUUGUGCAUUGUUUCCAGGUCAGAGCGCGAAUUCAAUUAUCCGCUGAAUUUGGAAUCACAACAUGACGUGAAUUCGUGUCCUUUGCAUUGCUUGUCUUGUUUUUUGCGUCUUGAUCACGUUUUUGAAAAAUAGAACGGAUCGAUUAGAGAUUGGAGACUCCAUCCA